AUGAAUGCCGCAAAUGACAACCUUACUGUCCAUAAAGUAUCAGUACAACGUACACGUCAAGCAUGCGCACCAUGCCGUCGAAAAAAGGCUCGUUGUCCAGGCGAGAGGCCGACUUGCUCAUUAUGUCAGAGACUUGGUCAGCGCUGUUCAUACAACGCGCGGCGGGCAGUCAAUGGUGCAGCAUCA
Molecule: messenger RNA, 186 nt
Organism: Aspergillus novofumigatus IBT 16806
Lineage: Eukaryota; Fungi; Ascomycota; Eurotiomycetes; Eurotiales; Aspergillaceae
Product: Zn(II)2Cys6 transcription factor domain-containing protein
Exons: 2
Biological process (GO): regulation of DNA-templated transcription
Cellular component (GO): nucleus
Molecular function (GO): DNA-binding transcription factor activity, RNA polymerase II-specific; zinc ion binding
Source: RefSeq, a predicted model, not a curated record